UAUGAAUCCACUUAUCCGUAUAAAGAGAAGAUGGAUGGCACGUAGAAGCAUCAGUCAAACGCGGGAUCUCAGUCAUGUUAGUGACAAUCAUACCGUUUUUCUUGGCUGCGCAGGUCGCUGUCGAUGAUCCCAGUCGACAAUCGGAAUGGGCCAUGUACGGUGGCGAGUGCACCUACGAAGUUUUCAUAAUAUCCGUAAUCGACAAUUAUCUCUACGCUUCGAUCAAAUCCGAUUUCAAAUGCCGGCUCAAAGCAGAGGACACCCUCAGUUGUCGCUUCCAGAACAAGCGGAUCCGGCACACUUAUCCGCUGAAAAACGAGACAGGCUUCGUGCCUACGAUAAGAUUCGUGGGCGGAGAGCCCUUUGAGAUCCAUUUCAACCUGAGUGGCGUUCAGUACCUGGUGGUGCACAAAACAAUUCCCAAGUGGCAACUGGACAUGAUCAAGGUCAUAGUGAGCCAGCUGAAUGACAAUUUCGAAACGGCGCGGCGUUACCCCCAAAUUAUCGAAAUCCCUGCUAGGGGGAACUCGACGGUGGGUGAGUGCGAAGUUAACGUCACUCUUGGCAGGACCGACAAAAAGCACGACGACGACGAUGAUGACGAAGAGGACGGUUCCGGCAUGAAAGAGAGUGAGGAUUUCGAGCUCGGAUUUGUGUGGAUGCACGACAAUUUUGCGCAAACUAAUGGCAAGUUCCGCAUAAAGAAGAUACAACAGCUGAAGGGGUGUCCGCAAAGGACCAUCUACUUCUUCUUCAGGAAAAGGAAAGAUGACGGUCGCAGUGAUGGAGCACUCUACAUAGACAUGAUCUAUUCAACGAACUACAUCACGAUCACGAAGAACCACUUCAUGUCCCGUAUGGAAAUGACGGGGGUAAUGAAUACGGCGAUCGAGACGCAAGGGAUGCAGCUUAAGCAGAUGAUCGAUUUGAAGCUGAGACGAAUAGAUCUUACGCGAGAUUCAUUGCCGGAGAUCCGGAAUCCAACCUCGAUCAGUCUGUGACGUUCUUGAGUCUGAAAACGAUUUCGGAGGACGCGUCAUUCAACCGAAUAUCUGAAUAUCUUGAAUCCGUGAAUAUCUUGAGUUGCAUUCAAGAUAUUUACGAAUUUCUGAUAAAUUUCGGACAAAUGAGAUUUCGAUCGUGCACCGUUCAAGAAUAAGUAGAACGAAAUAGCCGCUGUAUAGUUCAUUUAAUUCUUCGUCGUCGCGUGAAGAGCCCUUAUCAGACUAACAAUAAGUAUUGAAGAUCGAGAAUUGCGGAUUGAAGAUUAGAGCUUCGUUGAUCGGGGCAAAGCGAACCGAGAUCGAAAUUAGUCGAUUCGUCGAAUUUUAACCUUCAAUACGCGAUCCUCAGCCCUCGAUACUUAGGUAACGAUCAUGUGAUUUUUUCCUACGAAUGAAAACGUGAAAAGCGAAAAGUUUCCCAUAGACUCGACGAGUUCAGCGAUCAUGCAACUGUUCAAACAAUAAAAAUGCGGAACUUUUCACUUUCCACGUUUUCAUUCCCAGGAUAAAGUUAUACACAGUAAAGAAUCUUGUGUCCAAAUGUUAAAAUUUUAUUGUUUUACCAAAUUUUGAUUAUUAUUUCAAUGUAAAAUUAACAUACAACUGAUACGUUACCAUUUUCGUAACGUUUCCAUGUGUUAUAUUUAUGUCAAUUUAGUAACUUAAUAUUUUUUAUGUAACGUUUAAAAAUGAAAUAUUAUUUCGAAUUUUGUUGCCGCAAAAAUUAAUCUAACAUAUUGUUGUUAUCUCAUAUUUUGUGUUAAAUCGAUAUUCAAAAUUAUAUAUAUAUAUACAUAUAUAAGUGUUAAGAUAACACGUUUUAUACUUCAAUGUUGAUUAGAUAUUAAUUUUACUGAAUAUUAUUGAUUAUAUUUUAUACGUUCAAAUUUACAGACAAGUUGUGUUAAUCUCACCUACAGGAACAGUUGUCAUCUUAAAACUUAGGCAAUACGAUAUACUAAAACUGAAGUAUAACUAAAGCAUAGCAAAGUCGUACGAUAUGUAAAAUAGACUCAAAAUUCAAAAUUGCCGAGUUCGAAUCCUAUUAAUGGUAAGCACAUUUUUCAAUACGAUAUUAAUUGAAUCAAUGAAAUGGCACGUAAUUAAGAAGAUUUCAAACAUAGUCACUGACGACAUCUUAAGAACAUGACUAAAAAAAAGUGAUAAGUAAAUUUUUUUAGCGUGAAAAUAGUAUUUAUUACACAUGACAUUAUAAAUUUAAUGAAUAUCAAGUGUUACCAUUACGAAUAAAAUUUAAGUCAAAUUAAUAGCACGUAUUGGAAGAAAAUGUAUCAGUGUCGACCCAUAAACAUUUUCAAUUUGUGAAUAAGCAACACAUGAGGUGCGAGUUAUUUCGACUCUAAAAUUUAGAGCGGACUUUCUGGGACUUCGUGUGUAAAAAUGGUUACAAUUGACAUUUUACUUUUCACCGCGCAUGAUCGCCGGCCUGGUCUGAUAGCGGCUUAAAAGUAGAGACGUCGCGUACCUCCCGCGUUUCGCCAAACGAACGCGCAAGCAUAAGCAAAACAAAGCAUUGUGUAGUUCGCGACGCACUUACGAGGCAUAAAUCGUUGGAUGUAGCUGCAAUAAAGGACCGCUUGAAAGCAGAGAA
Molecule: messenger RNA, 2616 nt
Organism: Dinoponera quadriceps
Lineage: Eukaryota; Metazoa; Arthropoda; Insecta; Hymenoptera; Formicidae
Exons: 3
Coding region: 75-1001 (308 amino acids)
Biological process (GO): lipid transport
Molecular function (GO): lipid carrier activity
Source: RefSeq, a predicted model, not a curated record